AUGCAACUGAAAGACAAUCUCACAGUUUUGGAUAUAUUGGAGAACUGGGGCUUGGAUUUAGACACCGUAUGUCGGGUGUACUCCCACCCCAUCGCCGACACACACAAUACGUACCACUUUUGCCACAAUAUAUCCCGAGUGAUAGAGACCGUAAACUAUAAGUACCGGUGCUUUACGUAUUUCAGUCAACUAAACACUACCGGCACUAAUAGCUCGCUAUUUAAGACAUCCAUGUUUUGGUCGCCGACUGACAGGGAGUCGUAUAAAGAGGACAUGGCGUACAUCGCUAUGGAGACCAAUCUUAGCCAUCCUAUGGAUCCGUUUGAUAAGACAUUCAGAGCCAGACUAACUGUGCACUCGCCGCAUAUGAUACCAUUCCCUGGGUUUUACACUAAUCUUAGACUAGUGGGUGAUUGGGGCCGACAGUACAACAUAAUGUUCUCCCGGACCUCAUCCCACCUCCUGGAGCCCCCUUAUGUCACAAAUUGUCGCGACUAUAACCACCGGAAAGGGGUCUCAGGGGACAGGGAGACUAUCAUAGAGUCAUACGACAUGUGUCUAACUCAUUGUAUACUCAAGAAGUACAGGGAAUUGUGUCACUGUUUGCCGCGUUAUGGUCUCAUAUACGCCAAGACAUGGCUCACCAGUGAUGACCACUUUUGUCCGAAGCAGUCAUUGUGUCAGACGUUGAAUAUCCGGCAGAAUUGCUCGACAGUGUGUCGGCCCGACUGUAAUCAAGAACAGUUUGCAGCGGAAGUGGUGGCAGAUAUGCGUUGGCUGGACAUCAACAACGGCACCGGUAUUAAAGUGGGCCGUAAGCCGGUUCCCGACGGCGUGUAUAGACACACGCCGGCUGUGUCGUGGAUACAGUUGGUGUCGGACGUGGGAGGGCUGGGAGGCCUGUGGUUAGGGUUUUCUGUGAUGGCUUUGGCUAAGAGUGCCUUUCAUAAGACAUUAGGCGAGGACUGUCUGAUUGGCACUGAAUGCUCGCAAUCUAUGCAUUUGUUCUGUGUUUCAAAGGUCUGUCUGUGCGAUGACGGCUACCAUAAGUCCGAUAAUAACACGUGUGUCACCGAUUCGCCGAAAACUGGUAUGUAGUCCCAUCACUUGAGAUCCCUUUCCCCUCCCAUCC
Molecule: messenger RNA, 1132 nt
Organism: Oppiella nova
Lineage: Eukaryota; Metazoa; Arthropoda; Arachnida; Sarcoptiformes; Oppiidae
Source: the annotation of a GenBank genome assembly